This is a messenger RNA of Strongylus vulgaris, 398 nucleotides long. The record is from the annotation of a GenBank genome assembly. Lineage: Eukaryota; Metazoa; Nematoda; Chromadorea; Rhabditida; Strongylidae.
AUGGAAAAAGAAGGAUAUUGCUGGAACGUGCAUUCGAAAGAGUCUCGAACUAAAGGAAGUAAAGAUCGGACUCCUGUUGAGAAAGACAAAACAGCCAGACUUCCCGUUUACUUCGACCACACAGCCAGACUUCCUGUUGACUUCAAUCGAACACCCUCACGUUCUCCUUUAAGCAGGACCUACUACAAGCCUCCCGAUAAGGUCCGUGGCAUUGAUUUACCCACAAAGUUCAUAACAAUGUCGGACAAGAAGGAAGACAUAUACGCUCCUUUAGAAGAGGAUGUCGAUUUGACCAAAGUUCUAGUAGAUUUUAACACGGAAAAUUUGGCUGGUGCUGGCGCUGGAGAUGUAAGUCUUUUGAGAGGAAUCAAUAAACAGAGUCAAAAGUGUUCUUAAAG